Messenger RNA from Xiphophorus maculatus (southern platyfish), 1415 nucleotides. RefSeq names its product NAD(P)(+)--arginine ADP-ribosyltransferase 1-like. The record is from RefSeq and is a predicted model, not a curated record. Gene Ontology annotation, molecular function: NAD+ poly-ADP-ribosyltransferase activity; NAD+-protein-arginine ADP-ribosyltransferase activity. The transcript has 3 exons. The coding region runs from base 203 to 1054 and encodes 283 amino acids. NCBI's taxonomy places the organism in Eukaryota, Metazoa, Chordata, Actinopteri, Cyprinodontiformes, Poeciliidae.
UGGGCAGAAGCCUUAUUCAUUUUACUUACUCAGUGUUUUUGUAUUUUGCUCUUUUCACUUUAAUUUCUUUGCAUCCUGAUCUAUUUUAUGAUUUAGAUUUUUCUGCCAAAAGAAAAUAAACAAUCUAACUAAAACACAGAAACCAUUUUUGAUAUUUUGAAAUUCAUCCUUCCAGAAGCUCUUCAUAUAACUUCAGGACUAAAUGCUGAAGGUGGAAACAAUGACAAUGUGGAUGUUCCUGCUUGUGCUGUUUGGAGAGUCUGUCUCAACUGCAGAGAUUUACAGAUCCCACACUGAUACUCCACUCCCAUUGGACAUGGCUGAAAACUCUGUCGAUGACAUGUACGAAGGCUGCGAGAACAAGAUGGCGACCAAAGUAAAGACAGAGCUUUUGGCUAGAGAGAAAAAGAUGAGCAAAAGUUUUAGGUUGGCUUGGGACGAAGCGGCGACAGAGUACAAUAAGAAAUGGAAGCCCAAGCCUGGGAAGAAAAAAUCCCAAGUUCUGGAGAAAGAACAAAACAUGGCCAUCUAUGCUUACACUCUGGACAAACCAGAAAUAUUCACUGAAUUCAACAACGCGGUGCGAACUCAGAGGGCUCAGUACACGAGCACGUUUCAGUAUCACUCACUGCACUUCUUCCUGACGGGCGCUCUCAGAGCUCUCAGAGCUCUCAAUGCUCGUAAGCCAAACACAGAAAGAUGCCUUACCGGUUACCGGAGGGUCAACAGAACAUUCGAGCUGGGCGUUCUCGGCAAAGAAAUCCGCUUUGGCGCUUUCACCUCGAGCUCGAUGGGAAAGUAUCCCCGCAAAGAAAAAUUUGGCGACGAGACUUGUUUCGGGAUUUACACCUGCUUAGGAGCAGACGUCUCACUGUACUCCAAGUUUGGAGAAUCAGAGGGAGAAGUCCUGGUUCCUCCAUAUGAAAUCUUUAAAGUUACAGACAUAAAGCAGAGAUCUGAGAACGAGGAGCUUCCAUGUAACGUUGUGUUGACACUGAAGAGCACAGAAAAGAUUCUGUCCAACCUAAACUGUGCACUUUUCAAGGAUAACUGAUCCAAAUAAAUCUUUAAAAAUUAUUUCCAAUUUUAGUGACACAUAAGAGCAGAUUAGAUUUAUUUUGACAAGUAUUUCUGUUUAAUUACUAUUGUAUUAUCAAAAAAAUGUUUUUUAAAUUCAGAUAAAAGCUAAUACAUGCAUAGUUUCACCAUCAUAAACAUAAAGACCAUUUAAAUCAGGUCAAACAUAGCUUUGGAUGUAUUUUUGCUUUUAACUGAUGUUUAAAAAUGUAAAAAAAAAAAAGAAAAAGAAGAAAAAACUAUGCCAAAUGAGCACAUUUGACUGCAAACUGAAAGUAUCUGUAUACAUUUCAUAACUACUAUCCUUCACAUCCUCCUGUAAAAUGACUCUUUGCAUC